This is a messenger RNA of Angiostrongylus costaricensis, 237 nucleotides long. Lineage: Eukaryota; Metazoa; Nematoda; Chromadorea; Rhabditida; Metastrongylidae. The record is from the annotation of a GenBank genome assembly.
AUGAGGAGGCGACCACCUGGCAGUGCUGGCGGCCACGCAGCGCGAGCCUAUUGGGGCCGCUUGUCGAGGCAGUGGCUGAUAUGUGGUCUGGAGUACACGUACAUCCAAAUCACAAGAAGAGUGGCGAACGAGAUCGGAAUGGCGACAAUUCCUGAAUGGAACACAGUCAGUUGGCAGCGGCUCGGAGACCAGCCAUUCCAUCCACUCCUGCUCUUUGGUAACCCUAACGGAGUUUAA